GAGAAAUGGCCUAAAUCUCUUAAAGAACUUGAGGAAUCCAGGAAGAAAGUCUUCAUUCCAUUUCCAAUGCCUUCUCAAGAUAUUGAGAAGUGCAGAAGGUGGAUUGUAGUGUGUUUGCGGCAGUUCUUCAUGGAAGCAAAUAUAACCAGAAACACAUACAUGGUAAUGCAGCCUCUAAGUUAAGAGAGAAUCCUUUCCAUGAAGAAAAUCUAUACAUUUCAGACGACAUAUCAAAAUCUGCGAGGGAGCAGCCCAAAAAGCUUAAAGAGAGGCACCUGAAUGAAAUCCGUAGUCAAGAAGAUGUCCAAUUUGCCUAUAUUCCUUGGAGCGUACUGGCCAGGAUCAUUUUUAAAUUGAAUGGUGAGUCAAAACUUAAGUCCUUCUACCUGCAAGCUGAAAAUGCCAACACCAGCUAAACCGACUACUGGACUUGAUUGCGUAUUGCUAUACUAUCAAAUAUACUAUCUUUGCUCCAGAACUGUCUACAAUAUUUUAAGAUGAAUUAUCUAGCUCUUCAUUUAAUUUCAUGAAUUCGAAGGCCACUCUUUGUUAAUCUUUUUUUGACCAAUGAUAAAAUUCAUUUAUAGGAAGCCAUAAUUACUGUCAAUCAUAUUAUUAAGUUAAUAUUUAUCGGUUUGGAGCGAGUGCGGCUGAAGGGGAGAGAAAGGAUGCUACACUCCUUCAGGGGGGAAGAUGAAAAUUUGAAAUUUGAUAUUAUUUUCCAAGCUAAAUUAUUUACUAUGUGUUUAUAUUUUUGUGUCAGUGUUUUCGUUUCUUUGUGUAGAGCAAUGCAAAUAAUUAUUCAAAGGUGUGUUGUAAGGCAAAUGGUCUUCCAGGUUUUUUCCGUACCAAAUAAGAAAAAUCAUAGCAGAAAUGAGUGAUUUUAGAAUACUUUCAUUAAAUGUUAGAGGCUUGAGCAAUUUUAAGAAACGCGUAAUUUUUGCAUGGUGCAGAAAAAAAAAUGCAAAUAUUAUUUUUCUUCAAGAAACGCAUUCAACUGGAAACAAUGAGAAACAAUGGAAAGCUGACUGGGGUGCCCCUCUGGAGGUUGCUCAUGGGAGUAGUAAUUCAAGAGGUGUUGCAAUACUCUUUCGAAAGGGGUUUGAUUGCAAGAUAAUUAAAAAAGUCAUUGAUCCCAAUGGAAGAUGUUUGUAUGAAGUUCAAAUCAAUGAUGAAAAAAAUUUUUUAGUGAAUGUUUACAGUCCAAACAAUGAUAAUCAAGCUGUGCAAUUCUAUGAUCAUUUAAUUGACGUUUUAAGUUGACAGCGGACGUUGAGCUUUCAAAUGCGCAGGAAGUUUUCUCUAUUCCUUAUCUUGUUGCGAGGGAAACUUGUGUUUGCAAACUAUGAUGUUCCCUGAAAGGGCUCACUUGAGUUGUUUCAUUCCAAAGGUUUUCAAGGCAAUGCAAAAUAUAUACUGCACUGUUGAUUGUACUGAAUUUAAAAUUGAGUGUUGAAGGAAUUUUGCUAGGCAGUGUAAUACUUUCUCUUCUUAUACACAUUGUAAUAUUUUAAAGUGCCUGAUUGCAGUAACACCAAACAGUGGUGCAUGUUUUGUAUCGGAUUUUUUUGAGGGUGAUAUUAACGAUGUACAGAUUUUUAAAGAGUGUGGUAAUUUGAGGUAUCUCCAUCCUGGUGAUGUGGUAAUGGCAGAUGGUGGACUUACGGCUAGAGGACUGUUAAACCCCAGACAAGUGACACAUACGAUACCGUCCUUAAAAGGAAGAACUAGUUUAACUGCAGCAGAGGAGUUGGAAACAUGGUGCAUUGCCGAAGCAAGGACCCAUGUUGAGCAUUUCAAUGAAUGCCUCAAACAGUUUAGGCUUGUUGAGAGCAAAUUACCAUCAUCUCUUGCCCCCCUUUCAACUCAAUUGGUAGUUGUUGCUGCAUGUCUAGUAAACUUUCAGGAAACUCUCUGUAAAUAG
Molecule: messenger RNA, 1924 nt
Organism: Pocillopora meandrina
Lineage: Eukaryota; Metazoa; Cnidaria; Anthozoa; Scleractinia; Pocilloporidae
Source: the annotation of a GenBank genome assembly